This is a messenger RNA of Salvelinus fontinalis (brook trout), 3703 nucleotides long. RefSeq names its product ras-related protein Rab-40C-like. NCBI's taxonomy places the organism in Eukaryota, Metazoa, Chordata, Actinopteri, Salmoniformes, Salmonidae. The record is from RefSeq and is a predicted model, not a curated record. Gene Ontology annotation, molecular function: GTP binding; GTPase activity. The transcript has 6 exons. Bases 554 to 1450 code for a protein of 298 amino acids. Gene Ontology annotation, cellular component: synaptic vesicle; plasma membrane; endosome. Gene Ontology annotation, biological process: intracellular signal transduction; protein localization to plasma membrane.
GAACCGGCAAACCGGAUGUUGAUGCUGGCAAAAGCAACAUCUAGGUUGAUGUUAUUUGCAUUGCUUAGCUACUGACGCGUACUCGAAGGCAACUAAUUGUUAUUUAUGGACUCUUAAAUGAAGUACCAUUUUCGUUUUGAAUUAACAUUUCAAAAACAAUGUUUUACCUUGUAGAGGACAUUUGGUUUUGGAGGCAGAAUGGCCCAGAUUAAUUAAUGUUGUUUUCGUAAAUUAUUUUAGGUAGCUAACGUUAGCACGGGGUAUUUUUCUUUCACAUAAGUUACUAGAUAGCUAACUAGCUAGGUAGUGGAUUUUCAAAGAAAACAUGAUGGAAUUGGAGAUAAUUGGUGCUCAACGCUCAUUGUAUUUUUUGUAGCUAGUGGUGCGCGGCACUGCUAGAUAGUAACCUUCAUUUCUAAGUGGCUAACGUUAGCUACAGUAUCGUUAGCUGGUAAACAACGUCGUUCGCCCUUAGUGUUUGACAAGGCAUUCCACACACAAAUUCUCCCACCCGCAGUCGUGGAUCUCCAAACUCGGUCUUAACUUGAUACCAAUGCGUGGGAUGAUGGCUACACAGGGCAGCCCUGUCAAGACUUACGACUACCUCCUUAAGUUCUUGCUGGUUGGAGACAGUGAUGUGGGGAAAGGAGAGAUCCUAGACAGUCUGCAGGACGGAUCAGCAGAGUCUCCCUAUCCCUACAGCAGUGGGAUUGACUACAAGACUACCACAAUCCUGUUGGAUGGGAGAAGAGUCAAGUUAGAGUUGUGGGAUACGUCUGGACAGGGUCGAUUCUGCACAAUCUUCCGGUCAUAUUCACGUGGGGCACAGGGAAUCCUGCUAGUUUAUGAUAUCACAAAUGGCUGGUCGUUUGAUGGCAUUGACCGCUGGAUCCGGGAGAUCGAUGAGCAUGCCCCGGGGGUGCCCCGCAUCCUAGUAGGCAACCGGCUCCACCUGGCCUUUAAGAGGCAGGUGCCCACGGAGCAGGCCCGCGCCUACGCCGAGAAGAACGGCAUGACCUUCUUUGAGGUCAGCCCUCUGUGCAACUUCAACGUCAUCGAGUCGUUCACGGAGCUGUCGCGCAUCGUGCUGAUGAGGCACGGCAUGGAGAAGUUCUGGAGACCAAACCGAGUGUUCAGCCUCCAGGACCUGUGUUGCCGGGCCAUCGUCUCAUGCACCCCCGUCCACCUCAUCGACAAGCUGCCUCUCCCCGUGGCCAUCAAGUCCCACCUCAAGUCCUUCUCCAUGGCCAACGGAAUGAAUGCUGUCAUGAUGCAUGGACGCUCCUACUCCGUGGCCACCAAUGCGGCGGGCGGCAGCGGCGGCGUGAGCGGCAACAACAGCAGCAGCAGCAGCAGCAAGGGAAACAGUCUGAAACGCUCCAAGUCCUUUAAACCGCCUCCAAGCCCCCCCAAGAGUAGUAGCAGCAAAAGUAACUGUAACAUCACCUAGUGAGGGGCGAGGGAGGGACUUCUGAGGCUUCCCAUUGGGCCUAAUGCUAUUGCUGUAUGGGGCACUCAGGCGCCCCAAUUUGGAGAUGCAUAAACGCACAACAGUGACUGUAAGAGCUGUGAGUGAGUCCAAUAUGGCUUUCACUCUUUCUUAGCCCCCUAGCGCCAUCUUGUGGGUCGCCGUUAAACCUACAGCUACCACCCACUGUGACCAGUAGAGCUCGCCAGCUUCUAGUGCUAAAACCCAGAAGUGGUUCGUUCAGCCUUUCCUAUGGGGAAAGAAUAGGGAUUUGGGAUAAACACUGAGAAUAAGGUCUGAGGUUAACACAGGCUUAGGAGAUCUAUACAGUACACUUUGUUCUAUGAGAUAAUAGCAGUCAGUUAACAUGACCUUUAUUCAUUAUGAAGCCUUUAUGCGCUUUUUUUAUUACAUAAAUGCAUCAAAAUUCACAAAGUGACGUCAGCUGAUGAAGAUGAUCUCCUAGAACAAAACGUAUAAGAUCUUCUAAGUCUGUGUUUACCACACACCUUAUUCUCAGUGUUUAUCCAAAAACGACAGUCAUUUUCCCCAGUCCAUCGAACCGUGGCGGAGUUAGUGCCUACAAAAAGACAACAUUACUAUUUCUCUCCAUACAGCCUCUUGGACUUUAAACUGUGACGUCAUCACUCACCUUACUGUCAACACUACAACAGAGUAUGAGGACUCUGAUCAGAUUCACCGAAAAUUUGAGUGUUUCUUAUUGAACAAGCUCAGAUUGUCCUUUCUUGUUUGUCUUUUUUAUUUUCAUUUGCUGCCCUGGUUUGAUAUGGCUCAGAAACACAUUGAAUGAUUAUUCUUUCCAAAUCACACGGUUUUGCCAACAAAUCAAAGAAACUUAAAAUAUUGAAACUGCAGCUAACUUUUUUAUUUUUUUACUCUCUGCAGUUUUUGUGUGUGUGUGUCUGUUUUAAUGUUUUCAUUUUACCUUUAUUUAACUAGGCAAGUCAGUUAAGAACAAAUUGUUCUUUUCAAUGACGGCCUAGGAACAGUGGGUUAACUGCCUUGUUCAGGGGCAGAACGACACAUUUUAACUUGUCAGCUCGGGGAUUUGAUCUUGCAACCUUUCGGUUACUAGUCCAACGCUCUAACCACUAGGCUACCUGCCGCCCAUCCAUCCGUUGGUCUUCUUCUGUGUGUUGCUCUGUCUGUUGACUUGGGUCCUUGUCCUGUUUGGUACCAGAAUGUAUAACACCAGUCUGGUCUGUGCUCAUAUGAUUGAUUAAAAGCAAAUGGGGUCAAGCUGUUAUAGCAAAGGGUCAUUGUAGAUUACACUGGUUUCAUUUCAGAAUAAUGAGUGCAAUAUCAGACUGCUUUCCCUCACUGUUUGCAUUUUAAAGGUAUACUCAGAAAUAUGAUGUAGAUGCAGAAAGUAAACCGCAUAGGGGGGGAACUUCCAAUACAACUAAGCGUGAGGCUCUACUUCUAUGCUGUUAUUGUCCCGUGGCUACCAGGCUGUGAACAGUGUGACGUGAACAUAGAUACUGUGUGAGAGUGAAGUCUUGCAUCGUGAUCAUCUCCAUGUCGGCGUUGCUGCUCGUGGCAAUGUCAUUUAGCUGAGUCUAUCUUUAAUGCUGAUCAGAGAGCCAAUAGUGAAAACCUGUGUUGAUCCAAGUCUGUUUACUCAUUCAUGGCCCUUUGCCCUGAGUGACCUGUGAGUAACCAAUAUGUGCCUGGCUUUUUACCGGUAUCAUGAUUUAUCUUGAAGUAUCAGUAGGAUUUUGGAGGAAUGCCGCAAAGGGCUAAAAUAUCUUUCAUCUGAAUCACUUUGAUAAGUGGUUAUGUUAACUUGUGACUUACUAACUUUGGACUCCAGUAAACUUAAAUGUAUCCACAUAAAGCAAAUUCCAUACAAGCUUAAUAAAAAAAGAGUUCAUAUUCACAAUUUUAUUUAUACCCAUUUGUUUAUUGAUAAUAUUCUGUUUUUUUGUUGGUGUCUUAUAUUUUUGUAAAGGACACAAUUCUUAAUGUAUUUACACUGAGACAUUCCCUAUGCUCACUGCAAGAGAGAUGAAAACCAAUGCAUGCCAUUUUUCUCUGUUUCUACGCCCUUUUAUUAAAUAAAAUGUCAAGGAAAAUAAUCAUUAUUCAGGGUAUUAUAAGCACUACCUGUAUGUGGUAUAAGCUGCUGAGUUGAUUGUAAGGAGGAUGAACGGUUUUGCAAAUAAAUGUGGCUGCAUAGUUGCCAUGGAAAGCAAUGGUUUUCCCCAAAUUAAA